Messenger RNA from Acaulospora colombiana, 1616 nucleotides. Lineage: Eukaryota; Fungi; Glomeromycota; Glomeromycetes; Diversisporales; Acaulosporaceae. The record is from the annotation of a GenBank genome assembly.
AUACGCCUCAGGCUCCGCCUCGCAAGGACCGUGGAAUUAUACCACCCGAAGAGGAUAUUCGCAGGUUGUUCCAAGAAUGCGACGUCGCCAAGAACAAUGCCCAAGUACUCUCUGGAGCCUUACCAUUUGCUACUCCAGCCAACUUUUCCUCGGAUCCUGUCAUCCAAGAAUUCUACAACAAGUGCCGUGCGUCUCAAGAACUUAUCAUGGCGCAAAUCGCAUGGGCUAGUGCGGGAGCUGAGCGUUCGCGGUUAGCUGCCGAGAAGGCAGCCAAAGAUUCGGGCAGUGACAAUGGUCCCAAUAGAUUGACUAGGCAAGCCAAGCCCGGUCGAGAGGGUCGAAACAAUGGAUCGGACGACUUGACCAAAGAAGAGAGACUGUUGGCCGCGCUGUUGUCUGCUAGUACAGAGUUGAUGGAGGUAUUCAAAGAGUAUGAACAGUUGGAACAAAUGGCGCGCACUGAAAAGGAGGAGCGCGAAAUUGCGAAGAGGAGUAUGACAGAUACCAGGAUGGAUCGCACGCAAAUCCAUCUGAUCAAACCAGAUGGCUCAGUUGUAGACGCCCCAGCUGCAGUCAAUGCUGGCUCCUCGUCCCGUUCGCCGUCUCCCGCUAUACCUGCCUCUACACGCAGUAUAUCCGGGACGACCGUACCUACCGUUGCGUCAAACACUGCUGCUGCCAAGGGAGCUGGAGGAAGGGACCUCCCUCUUCCUCCUCACAUGUCUGGAGAGCAUUUGGUCACACCCGGUGCAACGCCGAUCACCCCGAAUGCUCCAAUAAACUAUCCUCCGCAACAACAACCAGGAGCCCCAGCUUCUCAACAACAAGGCCCACCUUAUCAUCAUCAGCAUCAUUCGUCUACCCACUCGAUCAACAAUUACAAUACUGCUACCCUCAAUUUACCGCCGGCAGCACCUCACGGGCCACGACACCCCCCUUCGAACAACCGUUCGCGAACCCCGUCUCCAGAUCGGCCAGGUGUCGUCAGUGGUACGGUGCCUGGUACAACUUCGCCCCCUCUUAUGGAGUACGGUCCACCGUCCCACCCGCCACCACAGCAUGGUCAACGAGGAGGUGCAGGGGGUGCACGAUAUGAUUCUCUCAGAAGUGGUAAUAGGACAGAGUCGCCUGUACCCGGCGGUGCACCUCCUGGCUUGGGAGGAACGCAUAAUGUUGCGGGUAUGAGGAUCGAUACAGAUGCUGCACAUAGGUACUCGAGUGAUGAAGAGAAUCUCAUGACGCCAAUUAGACCAAGUGCCAAGGCUUUAGGCAAGAGAAGAGCAGAGGUCGAGGCACCUCCUGAUGAGGAAGAACUUGAACGAAGAGAAGAGGAAGAGCUCGAGGAAGCAUUCUACCGCUCUACCAUCCCCGUCGAUGCGGAGACGCCCACCAGGACUGUGUACUAUGUAUAUGAUGCGGCUGCUGAACGAGCCAAGGAACUUGAUCGCUUGGAGAAGGAAGAGCAAGAGAAGGAGCGGUUAAAGGCGUUGCAAGCGAGGAAUAGCAUCCUGAGAGGGUCGGGUGGUGGCUCUGGCACCGCUGCAGCGGCAGCAGCUGGCGGCGCGGGUGCCCAACAACAACAACCACUUGGAGCAGUCAACAAUCCCCGAAUCUAA